Phragmites australis (common reed) is the source of this 1286-nucleotide messenger RNA. RefSeq names its product E3 ubiquitin-protein ligase EL5-like. Lineage: Eukaryota; Viridiplantae; Streptophyta; Magnoliopsida; Poales; Poaceae. The record is from RefSeq and is a predicted model, not a curated record. The transcript has a single exon. Bases 219 to 1157 code for a protein of 312 amino acids.
UUACCCGCAGCCGCAGGUUCCGCGCGCCACCUUCUCGGCUCCUUCUCCUUCUUCUCCCCGUUGCACACGCACGCUCCUCGUCGCAUCAACUCCGCUGUACGUACCCGCCGUCCCGGCACUUGAACAGUACGUACUUGUUCAGGUGAUAUAUAUGCGCGGGCUCUCGAGUGCUCGCUCCACCAACGCACGCACGGUUGCCACGCCAACCCGGAUCAGGCAUGGCACACAAUUCGGACCAAGGCGCCGUCGCUGUGUACUCGUCGGGGCCGAGUGGCGACGUCGCUGACCCUCCCGAGGCGCCUGUGGCCGCGUCGUCGGUCAUGACGGUCGGCAGCAGCCUCACCGUCGCCGGCAUCCUCACGGUCUUCAUGCUCUUCGCCCUCGCGCUCGUCCUCUUCCAGUACUGCGUCGACGACGCGGAGGCCGGGCGGCGGCGCCGUGGAGUCAGGACGGUAGCCGGCAGAGGUGGUAGCGCCCGGACCCGGGGCGUCGACCCAGAGGUGCUGCGCUCGUUGCCGGUCACGGUGUACCGCGCGACUGCGGGUCCGAAGGAGGACGCGGUGGAGUGCGCGGUGUGCCUCGCGGAGCUCGAGGACGGCGAGGAGGCCCGAUUCUUGCCCCGCUGCGGCCACGGCUUCCACGUUGAGUGCGUCGACAUGUGGCUGGCCUCCCACUCCACCUGCCCUCUCUGCCGGCUCACCGUCGCCAAGCCCGACGUGCCGCUAGCGCCUUCGUUGGCUCUGACUCUUCCAACAGUACUGCCGGAGCCGGCGAACUACGCCGCGAACCUGCCAGCGAGUUUGCUUCUCGAGAAUUCUCACCAGGUGGCGGUCACUGCGGCGACUUCGUCCACCGACAGAGACAGGAGCCCUUCCACCGGCACCACGGCCCUGGUGGUGAUCGAAAUCCCGGAGUCGGCCGCGCCGACACCGCGCGACGCGGCCAAGUCGCCGGGCUCGGCGAGGCUGAGGUCGAUUAGGAGGCUGUGGAGCUUCGGGAGGCAAGGGGCAGGGCCGAGUUCCGCCUUUUCCUGCGCCGGCGCCGAAGAAGGAGCCGACGUGGAACAAGGUAUCAGCGUCACCAUCGGAAUUGCCGUCGCGGAGGCGCCGCUGCCAUCAGAGACUGCGGUGGGUGCAAUCCGGGGAGCGGCCGCAUAGUGAAGGAACGGGACAUGCGCCCAGCCGGCCGAAUAGUCAUCUGCACAAUUGCACAGUUGUUUGUAGGUAUGUUCCGUGACAGUGAAAAGGCUAAAGACAACUAUGCCAUUCUUUUGUACUUCGUGUUCC